UCCCUUCGGCGCCCCCCCGAGGCCGCUAUGACGCGGCACGGCAAGAACUGCACGGCCGGGGCCGUUUACACCUACCAUGAGAAGAAGAAAGACACGGCGGCCUCCGGUUACGGCACCCAACGGCUCCGCAUCGGCCGCGACGCGGUCAAGGACUUCGACUGCUGCUGCCUCUCCCUGCAGCCCUGCCGGGACCCCGUGGUCACCCCCGAUGGGUUCCUGUACGAGCGCGAGGCCAUCGUGCAGUACCUGCUGCACCGCAAGGGGGAGCUGGCGAGGCAGAGGAAGGCCUAUCGGCGGCAGCAGCAGCAAGAGCGGGAGCAGCAGAAGCAGAAACAGAGCCCCCUGGCGGCCGGCGGGAGCAGUGAUGACCCCGGCCCCUCUGGGACCCUCCCAAGCUUCUGGAUCCCAUCCUUGACCCCCGAGGCUGGAGCUGAGCGGCUGCGCAAGCCGGCGGGGGGCGCGCGGUGCCCCAUGAGUGGGCGCCGCCUGCGCCUGCGGGACCUGGUUCCCGUUCGCUUCGCGCCGCUGGAGCCGGGGCUGCGGCGCCCCCAGCUCCUGGCGCGGGCCCCGGGCUCCCGGUACCGGUGCGCGGUGAGCGGGGACCCCCUGGGCAACGGCAGCGCCUGCGCGGUGCUGCGGCCGUCGGGGGCCGUGGUGACGCUGGACUGCGUGGAGCGCCUCAUCCGCAAGGAGAUGAAGGACCCGGUGACGGGGGAGCCCCUGAGCGAGGGGGACAUCAUCGUCCUGCAGCGGGGUGGAACCGGAUUCGCCGGCUCCGGGAUCUGUUUGGAAGCGCAGAAAUCCCGGCCCGUGAUGCAGGCGUAGGGGGGGCCCCAACCCCCCGUGCCCCACAGCUGCCCCACAAGUGCCCCCCAGUGCCCCACA
Pezoporus flaviventris is the source of this 885-nucleotide messenger RNA. It is a transcript of the gene NOSIP, whose product is annotated as nitric oxide synthase interacting protein. NCBI's taxonomy places the organism in Eukaryota, Metazoa, Chordata, Aves, Psittaciformes, Psittacidae. The record is from RefSeq and is a predicted model, not a curated record. Gene Ontology annotation, molecular function: ubiquitin protein ligase activity. The transcript is spliced from 8 exons. Bases 28 to 825 code for a protein of 265 amino acids. Gene Ontology annotation, cellular component: nucleus.